AUGUCAGGAGGCUUUAAUUUUCAGGUUACUGAUGGUUUGAACUUUGCACCACGACAAAUUUUUAGCAUCACAGCUCGAGCUCUGAUCAUUAGCUUGGAAGUAAACAGAGGACUGAGCAUCUUCCCAGGUUCCGUGAAGCCCCUUUCAUCUCAUGAUCUGAGAGCUGUGACCAAUGACGUGGACAGUGCAGGAAACAGAACUAAAACCUUUACUGUCAUAUGUUCCCCUAGACUCGGGAGGCUGCUAUGUGUCAAUUCUGACAACAGCACAGAGGAUGUUUCCGUGUUUACGCAGAAUCUGGUGAGUGAACAGCUGAUAUUAUACCAGCAUAUGGACUGGGAAAACACAGGCUGGACUGCGGAAGACUCUUUCACGUUCACAGUGUCCUACCUGCCAGCAGCUCUAGGCCCUGAGGAGUUUCAUAUAACUAUUUCAUAUGAAAUUAACGAACCUGGUCGGCAGAGUCGUCUGCUUGCAAAUACAGAGGCCUUGUCUGACCACUCCAUUUAUAUGGACUCAGUCACCACAAUGGACCUAUGUCCUUCUUCCUGGCCACUGAGCACUGGAACCUCCUUCCUAUGUCUGGGAAAUCUCUGA
This is a messenger RNA of Rangifer tarandus platyrhynchus (Svalbard reindeer), 597 nucleotides long. The record is from the annotation of a GenBank genome assembly. Lineage: Eukaryota; Metazoa; Chordata; Mammalia; Artiodactyla; Cervidae.